GAAGCAGCAGAGCAACUUUUGAGAGCAACUCUGCUGACUUGGGUUCAUUCAGAGCUCCGCCACUGUUUGUGUUGACUGCUCAGAGUCCACGAACCGUGGUGUCUUGCUUACAUCUGGUGAAGAUUUCUUCAACCUUUCCCCCGUCAUAACGAACAGUUCAUGAUGGCAUACCACAGUUUCCUACUGGAACCAAUCAGCUGUCACGCGUGGAACAAGGAUCGAACCCAAAUUGCUCUGUGCCCUAAUAACCAUGAAGUGCACAUCUACCAGAAGGAGAGAUCUGGCUGGAUGAAGAUCCAUGUGCUGAAGGAGCACAAUGGCCAGGUGACAGGCAUUGACUGGGCCCCCGAGAGCAACCGUAUCGUCACUUGCGGCACUGACCGCAACGCCUACGUGUGGACCCUUAAAGGCAGCAUGUGGAAACCCACCCUGGUCAUCCUGAGGAUCAACCGCGCUGCCCGCUGUGUCAAAUGGUCCCCAAGAGAGAACAAAUUUGCUGUGGGCAGCGGCUCGCGCCUCAUCUCCAUCUGUUACUUUGAGCAGGACAAUGACUGGUGGGUCUGCAAACACAUUAAGAAACCCAUUCGCUCGACCGUUCUUAGCCUGGACUGGCACCCUAACAAUGUUCUGCUGGCAUCUGGGUCUUGUGACUUCAAGUGCAGAAUCUUCUCAGCAUACAUCAAGGAGCUUGAGGAUAAGCCAGCUCCUACACCGUGGGGCUCCAAAAUGCCUUUUGGUGAAGUUAUGUUUGAGUCGAGUGGUGCUGGCGGUUGGAUCCAUGAUGUCAGCUUCUCGGCCAGUGGAAACCGUGUGGCUUGGGCCAGCCAUGACAGCACUGUGGCCAUAGCCGAAGGGGGGAAGACCCCUGUGGUUGCCAGCCUGUACUUGGAGACCUUGCCCCUUCUUUGCUUAACAUUCAUCACUGAAAACAGUUUGGUGGCAGCAGGCCACGACUGCUACCCGGCUCUCUUUGUCUAUGAUGCGGAGAGGAGUACCAUCACUUUUGGCGGGAAGUUGGAUGUGCCCAAGCAGAGUGCGCAGCGCGGGAUGACUGCCAGGGAGCGCUUCCAGAACCUGGACAAGAAGGCCACUGCUGACAACAAGGAAGCUGUGCUGGAGUCUCUACACAAGAACAGCAUCAGCCAAAUUUUGGUUCUUGAGGGUGACAAGGCCAAGUGUACCAAAUUCUGCACCACAGGCAUGGAUGGAGGAAUGGCUGUUUGGGAUGUGAAGACUCUGGAAUCUUCUAUGAAAGACCUGAAGAUUGUUUAACUCAGGUACAAUCAAUAGUGCAGCAGGAGAUCAUUCUAUAUAUACAAAUAAAUAUUGACACAAGCAUGUUAAAAUGAUGCCGUGUGAACUUAUUAUUUUAAUUAGGAAAAGAAAAUACUGUUAAAAGUUUUAAAGUUUUCUGGACAUUGUUUUUAUAUUACUGUAAUGUAUGAAUUUGACACAUAUGCUGGUCAUACAGUGCUUUCAAAUAAAUGAAU
Molecule: messenger RNA, 1490 nt
Organism: Scleropages formosus (Asian bonytongue)
Lineage: Eukaryota; Metazoa; Chordata; Actinopteri; Osteoglossiformes; Osteoglossidae
Product: actin-related protein 2/3 complex subunit 1B-like
Exons: 10
Coding region: 160-1272 (370 amino acids)
Biological process (GO): Arp2/3 complex-mediated actin nucleation
Cellular component (GO): actin cytoskeleton; Arp2/3 protein complex
Molecular function (GO): actin filament binding
Source: RefSeq, a predicted model, not a curated record